GGAUGUUGCUAGUCAACGGAAUGGAUUCGUUCUUGUGUCUCCUGUUUGUCGCCACGCUUGAACAGAAAAUGCGUGAGAACAGAAGGAUAGUUGUGUCUCCGUGACAGGAGAACACACAAGGAACAGUGAAGGACUGGGCAACAUAAGCUUUAUUCAUUACAGUGGGUACAAGUUGAAGAAAUCUCCCCAAGACCAUGGUCCCAAUACCUGCAUUUGUUUUCCUGGACAAGCAAUUAAAAAUUUCUAUGUGACACUUUUUUGGCCCAUCUUUGUGAGAGUGCUGCAUGUAGAAAUGGUGCAAAUGGAUGGAACGAGCAGCCUCAACUCUGCCUAUAUACCAGUUCCCCUCGACAGCCACACUUCAUCAGAGGAUGAGGAGAGUGAUGAUCAGACCCUGGCCAUACGCUACUCUCCCGAUGACCGCUGCUGUUUGGUCUACAUCAUCUUCUUCCUGAUGGGCAUUGGCUCUCUGCUGCCAUGGAACUUCUUCAUCACGGCCAAAAGCUACUGGCUUUACAAAAUGAGCAACAGCACUGAGGAGCAACGAUCUGACCUCAGUGACUACUUUGAAAGCUACCUCACAUUUGCCUCCACGGUGCCCUCAGUGCUGUGUUUGAUUCUCAACUACAUCUUCGUUAACAGAGUCUCUCCAAACGUGCGCAUCCUGUCGUCUCUCUUUGUCAUCCUGUCUGUGUUUGUGGCGACCACGGUGCUGGUGAAGGUGGACGUUUCCCACUGCAAGGUGGAGUUCUUUGCGGGCACACUUGCCAGCGUGGCCAUCGUCAGUGGAGCUUCCAACGUCUUCUGUGGCAGCGUGUUUGGAAUCAGCGGCCACUUCCCCAUGAGGAUCUCUCAAGCUCUCAUAGCAGGCCAGGCCAUGGGAGGAACACUGAGUGCUUUAGCAUCAGUAGCGGACCUUGCACUGGCAGAGGACGUGACAGACAGCGCUCUGGCCUACUUCCUGACUGCAGACAUUUUCAUUCUACUCUGCAUCUUUGCAUACCUGCUUCUGCCUAAGCUGGCCUUUUCAAGACACUACAUGAUGGUCGCCCCAUACACCAUUCCAGGAGAGGGCGAUGAAGGAGCCGCAGCAUUCCACAUCCCACCAUUAAAGCCAAUCCUCAGGAAGACGUGGGUCCUUGGUCUGAGCGUCUUCUACGUGUUCUGCGUGACCAUCAUGGUGUUCCCUGCGGUGUCGUCUGGCAUCCAGUCCGUCAACAAGGACAGCGGAAGCCCAUGGACCACCACCUACUUUGUGCCCCUCACCGGUUUCCUCCUGUACAAUGUAGCAGACUUCUGUGGCAGGCAGGCUACAGCCUGGCUGCAAAUCCCAGGCCCCACUAGUCGAGUUCUACCUUCACUGGUGCUUUGCAGGUCCGCCUUGGUGCCACUCAUCAUCUACUGUAACUACCAGCCAAGAGACCACCUCCACACUGUGCUAUUCCAUCAUGAUGUGUACCCAAUGGUCUUUAACUGCCUGCUAGGUCUCUCUAAUGGCUACUUGGGUACUCUACCGAUGAUCUAUGGGCCAAAGGUGGUUCCCCGAGAGCAGGCAGAGGCCACGGGAGUGGUCAUGUCCUUCUUCCUCACUCUUGGACUCGCAGUUGGAUCCGCUCUUUCCCUUGUCAUUGUGCACGCUAUCUAAUUAUCUUAUUUUACUACACACAGGAAAGUUGCAUCAUACACGUGUGUUCCAUACUUGACUACAUGUGUUCUAAAAAAGAAAUAAGUGCUUACUUAAAGAAUUUAGACAACCGGGAUCAUUUUAACAAAUGUUGGUUUGUUCCAAAGAGCUUUCUGCAUGCUUAUAAAACAAACAAUGGGAGCUACACCCGAACACUCUGACCUCGUAUUAUAAUCAUACUAUUAAAAUGUCUCUUUCAUUGGCUUUAAGGGAAACAUGUCUCAAUCCACGACAUUUUCUAAACACUCGUCUAUCAUAAGACUUUAUUCAUCUCCACUAAAGUGUACAGUAAGUGUGCGAGCAGUGAAAUCCAUGUAUAAUAUCCACAUACAUGCAUAUUGUUCAUCAUCAAUGAUUUUUGUUCAUCUGUUGCCAAAGUGAAGCGUAGAACCACUGGAAAAAGUACGUGUACUUCCGACAUUGACCAGUUGAGGGCGUUAAAGGGCAAGAUUUGGAGGGCCAUGUUCUUGCUCUUUUCCAGACUUCAAUUUUUAACGCAGACUUAAACUCAGUAGUUUAACAGCAGGAUGCCAUGAAAUUGUACAUUGUGAUUUUUUUUUUUUUUUUUACUUCUAGACAAGAGAUGAAAUUUUAUGUCUAUAUUGAUAUACCAGUGUACUUUUUAAAUAUAUAUUAAAGUACUGGAGUCUUCAGUGUGAGACAGGGUACAAUUGUGUUUACGUCUUUGGCACUAAAUGAUUUUAUUUUAACAUAUCAAAUAAAAAUGUUCAAUGUGCUUCUUCAGGUGCGAAUUGCAUAUUAAUUUAAUAAAAUAC
Molecule: messenger RNA, 2460 nt
Organism: Dunckerocampus dactyliophorus (ringed pipefish)
Lineage: Eukaryota; Metazoa; Chordata; Actinopteri; Syngnathiformes; Syngnathidae
Gene: slc29a3
Product: solute carrier family 29 member 3
Exons: 7
Coding region: 293-1645 (450 amino acids)
Biological process (GO): nucleoside transmembrane transport
Cellular component (GO): Golgi apparatus; plasma membrane
Molecular function (GO): nucleoside transmembrane transporter activity
Source: RefSeq, a predicted model, not a curated record